Lodderomyces beijingensis is the source of this 828-nucleotide messenger RNA. The record is from the annotation of a GenBank genome assembly. Lineage: Eukaryota; Fungi; Ascomycota; Pichiomycetes; Serinales; Debaryomycetaceae.
AUGGCCGGAUUGAAUUUUGAAAACUACCAAAGAAACCAGUUUCUCACUACAAAGGGGUUUGCCCAGCCAAAGGCAACAUCUACAGGGACCACGAUUGUCGGAUGCCAGUUCAAAGACGGGGUUGUGAUUGCGGCCGACACAAGGGCCACUGCGGGGCCAAUAGUGGCCGAUAAGAACUGCGAGAAGCUACACAGGUUGGCGCCAAAGAUUUGGUGUGCCGGCGCAGGCACUGCUGCCGACACCGAGAUGGUGACGCAGUUGAUUGCCUCGAAUUUGGAGUUGCACGCCUUGUCGCAGAACAGACAGCCUCGGGUGAUAACGGCGGUGACCAUGUUGAAGCAGCAUCUUUUCAAGUACCAGGGCCACCUAGGUGCGUAUUUGAUCGUUGCCGGGGUUGACCCCACAGGCGCCCAUUUGUUGUCAGUGCAGGCCCACGGUUCUACCGACGUCGGCAAGUACCAGAGUUUAGGAUCGGGCUCGUUGGCCGCGAUGGCGAUAUUGGAGACAAAGUUCAAAGACGACAUGACCAGGGAAGAGGCCAUUGCGUUGUGCGCCGAGGCAAUCGAGGCGGGUAUUUGGAACGAUUUGGGCUCGGGCUCGAAUGUCGAUGUCUGUGUGGUGGAAGUCGGCAAAGACGCCCAGUUGAUGAGAAACUACAUAACGCCCAAUGUGAGAAUCAAAAAGUGCAAGGACUACAAGUUCCCCAGAGGAACCACCGCCGUGUUGAGACAAAAGAUACGGGAUAUCUGCGACGUUGAAGAGACAGUGGUGACUUUUGGCGAGGGCGGUGACAAUGGAGAUAGAAUGGAAGUAGACGCAACAGCAUAA